This is a messenger RNA of Phytophthora nicotianae INRA-310, 1110 nucleotides long. RefSeq lists its product as hypothetical. The coding region runs from base 123 to 845 and encodes 240 amino acids. The record is from RefSeq and is a predicted model, not a curated record. The transcript is spliced from 3 exons. NCBI's taxonomy places the organism in Eukaryota, Oomycota, Peronosporomycetes, Peronosporales, Peronosporaceae.
GUUUGUGUUUACCCACGUUUGGCCCAAUAUUUACGCUUAGGGGUUAGGAAAAUUACCAUUACUCUCGUUCAUCGACGUCACAGCGCUAUUGGAGACCUGGCCCACUACUCAUUCAGAGCAGGAUGAGGCGCCGCCACCACCGGCAGUUCGGACUGCCGAACGCCAACCAGAUCCUGCUGUGCAUGGCUGUCUGCACUUCACUCUUCUUUGCGUUGUUGCGGCGCCAUUGGCUGCAGUUUGGAGAAGACCCGGACGUUCAUGCGUCGCUACAGAAUGUCUACGUUGUGGGCGAGGGGUCCACCGACUCGAAGUCGUGGAAUCAAUUCUGCGCUGACGACUCGUUCAAGAUGAAUGUUCCUGGGACGAAUCUGACCACGACAGUCGUGGAUAUGCAGGACGGAGCAGUGCUGUGCCACCGCCAUAGUGGGGAGCUGAUACCUACGUUGAUGAUUUGGAUAUUAUCGGUAGCACUCGGUUGCGCUCUUCUGGGUACGCUGUUUGCAGUGUAUCUGCAGCUCGGUAACCCGACGAGAGAGAUGAUCUUUUGGAUCGGGAUGAUGCCUGGAAUUUUACUGUUCGUCACUGGGAUAUUGUGCUCGGCGUCAUUGCUUUUGUGGCAGAGGUUUUAUCUUCGCUUCGACAAUGGGGACUGCUUUACCAUCACAGUUGCUGCUACUGUUAUUGCGUUUGCAGUGGCGAUCUCAAUGGUCAUACGAUGGCGUUGGGUACGUUCGUGGAAGAAGUUUAGGUCCUGUUGUUACUAUUGUGCUUAUCUCUUUUUAUUUUGCUGCGUUCUACUCUACAGCCAGGAAUCUGUGCUGUGCCGAACGAGCAGCAAGCUUUAGGCUCGCGUUCUUACGGUGAUCAUCUACCACGUCGCCGUGGUCGUCGACACGGCUCUGCAGCAACCGCUGCUACUAUAACAACUACACCGGCACAUGAUCUCGAGGCUGCUGCAGUCCCACUGAAUCGCUGAGUUGUGGUGGCUAGACAGAAUAUUUAUCAGAUCAAAUGGACGUACAAUUAUCCCGUGCAUGCUUCCUAUAAGACAUCGGGUAAUAGUCUAAGCUCAGCAGAGCUGUGUAGAUUCAGCUUAGUCGCUUUCGUCAC